Molecule: messenger RNA, 1387 nt
Organism: Chelmon rostratus (copperband butterflyfish)
Lineage: Eukaryota; Metazoa; Chordata; Actinopteri; Chaetodontiformes; Chaetodontidae
Gene: tyw2
Product: tRNA methyltransferase 12 homolog
Exons: 7
Coding region: 86-1303 (405 amino acids)
Biological process (GO): tRNA methylation
Cellular component (GO): cytoplasm
Molecular function (GO): tRNA methyltransferase activity
Source: RefSeq, a predicted model, not a curated record
GAGCAGCUACCUGUAAUUUUCGUUGUAGGGUAGUGUUCUUUAACCGUCAAACAUAAGCACAGUGGGUUUGUUUGUUCGAUUGGAAAUGGACGGCGUGCCUUGUCUUCGUGUGUCUCAGUGUCAUGCACAGCAGUUCAGGAGAUGUCUAGAGUCCAAAGGAGCUCUUGACCUGAGUUUGUGCUUAAUGAAAGACUCAAAUGGGACAGUCCUCCUGCCCAUCUUGCCAUCUUGUCUGUCACAACUUGAUCUGCAAUCUCUCAGAACAAUGGUGGCUUCAGGCAGUGUUUGUGAAAUAGUUUGGAGUCAGUCUCCUCUGCAGUCAAAGAAGGAGAGAGGAAGGACACAUGGUAAUAAAUUAGAGAAAGUACUUCAGGAGCUGUUGGAAACUCACGAUGAAAGAUGGACAGAGGAGCUGAGAGGGGACCUCCCUCGCAGCUUCCAGAGGCAUGGAGACCUAGUCCUGCUGGGAGACAGCUGUUUCUGCCUGCCGCUAUGGAAGAAAAUGGAUCAACACUUGUGGAGUGCAGUGGCCAAAGGACUGGGGGCAAAGCGCCUGGCAAAGAUGAGUCGAAUAUCCAGGGAUGGAUUUAGGACUCCCGUAGUGACGAUGCUGGUAGGAGAGCACAGCUGGGUGAAACAUGUAGACAAUAGGAUCAGGUAUGAGUUUGAUGUUACCAAAUGCAUGUUCUCAGCUGGAAACAUAACAGAGAAGCUCCGAGUGGCUGGAUUUGACUGCAGAGGGGAGACUGUUGUGGAUUUGUAUGCAGGUAUUGGAUACUUCACUCUACCAUAUCUGGCACACGCGGGGGCCAGUCAUGUUCACGCCUGUGAGUGGAACCCUGACGCAGUUAAAGCUUUACAGAAAAACCUCGUGGCGAACGGGGUGUCUGACCGCUGCACUGUUCACCAAGGAGACAACCGACAACUCCAGCUGUGUGACAUUGCUGACAGGGUGAACCUGGGUCUCAUUCCGAGCUCUGAGGACGGCUGGCCUGUUGCCUGUCGACUGCUGAAGAGAGCAACUGGUGGCAUUUUGCACAUUCACCAUAACGUUACCUCACCAUUACCGGACGCGGCAGCCAUUCCAGCAAUCGAUGAUGCCACCCAGAGGGUUUCUGGGAAGGCGGCUGACAGAGAGGUGUGGCAGGCCUGGGCCGAUGACACAGCAAACCGCAUCACCUCUCUUUUAAGGGACAUCACUGGUGCACUGUGGAUAACAAGCAUCCAGCACAUUGAACAUGUUAAGUCAUAUGCACCUCAUGUUCACCAUAUAGUGCUGGACCUGGAGUGCAGACCGUCCUGAGCUAAAGAGAUGAACACAGAUACUGAGUGGACAGUAUGGCAUUCAACCUUUUGAUGUUUAUAUAGAAAGAAAUGUGCAAUUGUA